UGUCUGAUCAGAUGAGUCAGAAACGGGCGACGCUCACUGGUUCAUCGAAUACGCGUGUAGGAUAGUUGGGGAAAUAAACUGCGAAGAAGGAGACGAAGAAGAAGAGGACGACCACCGCCAUCACUAACAGGGAGUCGAUGGCAUAUAGGAGAGAGAACCGUGAAAUGUGGAAUGAUCCCCACUUUGACUAUGUGGAAAGGCAUCCAAGGGAGAGAUUCCCUCCAGGAAGAGGGGGGUCAUAUCAGCGCAUUGUGAAUCUUGUUCCAAGGAAAUCUCAGUUCAAUAGACCAAGUGAAGGCAGCUAUGGCAGGGAUUAUGGGUACGAUGAUGAACACAGGAACUAUGGGGAUAAUCAGAAUUUUGGAAAUCAUCGAAGGAGCGGACCUGGCCACAGAUGGCAGGAUGACGAAUAUCGAUGGCAUAAAGAAGACUAUCAUGGCCCGAGAUCAGAAGACUACAGAGAGGAUAGGGACCACUUCAGACGAAAAGGGUUUCUUCCCCCUCCACAUGUGAGAGAACGCUCACCAGGCAGGGAAAGGUUAAGUAAUCGUUCCGUAAAUACUUCAAGGGAUACAUCCCCACUCAGCCCCACUGGUCAGUCCACUUCAAAGUUGUCAGUAAGUUCAGAUAAAAUCAACAAUCCUUCACCUACUUCAGAGCCUGCUACUGAGGAACCUGUUGUCACUCAAGACACGUCUGCUGAAAUCAGGUUUAAAGAUGCUCCUCCAGAAAAGGACACAAGACGAAAGCUUGAGGAAGAGAAUGAAAAACCACAGAGCAGCCAGGACAGCAUUAUCAAUCAAUCUGAAAAAGAUUCCUUGAAUGAAAGAUCUAAAGUGAUUGCAGCAAAAGCAAAAGAUAUUGAAAAGGUUUAUAGACAGGAUUGUGAAACCUUUGGAAUGGUGGUGAAAAUGCUGAUUGAUAAAGAUCCAAGCCUUGAGAAGCAAAUUCAGGUCCCUCUGCGAGAGAAUCUACGUGACAUUGGGGAGCGUUGUAUCGAAGAACUUAAGCAGUUUAUAGUUGACUAUGACUCUUCUGUUGCAGGAGCUGCUGUGCAGCAAGAAUAAGAGUUGUUUUUCAUAUUUGCAUUGCUAGAACUUUGUAAAUAACCUCUUAUUGGAAAGUAAUAUUUCUUGACUAUGGGAAAAAAAUUACUUUUUAUAGUGAAAGGAUCAGUUUUGGCUGAUGGUAUAAAUUCAGUCACAACAUUUAUAUAUAAAGAGCUAUUAUUGUGUAGUAAAAUUCAUAAAACUGUUUUAUACUGUUAUUUUCAUUCUUAUUAGAUUCCAAACGUUGACAUAUUAUAUUGACAUGGCAGAUUAUGUAUGCGUUUUUUCCCCCUCAAGUAAUAAUAUAUAUAAAAUAUUAAAAAAAAAUGUGUAUAUAUAUAUAUAUUGAAAAAAAUAUAUAUAUAUAAUAUGGCAACACACACACACACACAUAUAUAUAUAUAUAUAUAUAUAUAUAUAUUAUUUUUAGAUGUGUGUAUAACAAUAGUGAAUAGUUAAAAAAAAAAAAAAAAAACAGAACAUUUUUACUCAUUAAUUGUUUUUUUCUUUGGUUUUAAAGAAGCCGUGGUAAAUGAUAUGACUAUGGUUACUGCAGAUGUUUACAUUCCAUCAAGCAAAGUAAUUUUUUUGAAUGCCAGAAUUUAAAGAGAGUGACAUUUUGUGGACAUUAUAAGAAGCAAAUCAUAUUUCUGCUAACUCUUUGAAAAACAAGUUAGUUGUGUCAAUUUUAUUUUUUUAAAGCUUUUGCCAACUGAUGCUGCUGUUUCCUCAUCUGUAAUGUUUCUGUCAUUUUUUCCUUCAAACCUUCUUUUUGUAAUAUUCUUUUUUAUCUUUAAUGGUAAAUGUAUUGAUUAUAUCAACAACCACAUAAAACAGUAAAGUAUCUUCCAUAACAA
This is a messenger RNA of Erpetoichthys calabaricus (reedfish), 1906 nucleotides long. RefSeq names its product periphilin 1 (gene pphln1). Gene Ontology annotation, biological process: protein localization to heterochromatin; negative regulation of gene expression, epigenetic; negative regulation of DNA-templated transcription. Lineage: Eukaryota; Metazoa; Chordata; Cladistia; Polypteriformes; Polypteridae. The coding region runs from base 138 to 1067 and encodes 309 amino acids. The record is from RefSeq and is a predicted model, not a curated record. The transcript has 9 exons. Gene Ontology annotation, cellular component: nucleoplasm.